Molecule: messenger RNA, 2470 nt
Organism: Aedes aegypti (yellow fever mosquito)
Lineage: Eukaryota; Metazoa; Arthropoda; Insecta; Diptera; Culicidae
Exons: 4
Coding region: 203-2368 (721 amino acids)
Source: RefSeq, a predicted model, not a curated record
GCAAACAAAAAAACCAAACAGGCGUCCAAGCAAGCGGCACUUUAAUUCUAAACGAGUUUUUUCAUGUUGAAGUGGAACAACAAAAGUUUUAUGAUAAAGACUUUAAUUUGUGCAGUGAUAUAUACCGGGAAAUAAUUGAUUUUUAAGUGAAGUGCUCUCGUUUUGCGAUGCUGAUAAAAGUUACCCUCGAAUAGUGUGUAUUAUGCCUAGAAUUCGCUCGAACGCAUCACAGGCCGCAACUGUCAAACGUUCGGAAUCUGCAGCGGCAGGGUGUGCGGGUGAAGGUGGUGGCGCAGCGCCUACUCCGUUGGGAAAGCGUUCCUCCAGCGCUCUCCCGUCUGUCAACAAAAACAAUUCGUCCGAGGAUGACAUCGACAAGGAACAGCAGCAACUGGUAAAGAAAUUCCGCUCGGAAUUGCAUAUCAACGAGAAAGUUCGCUCCUCCCGACGUUUGAAGAACAUUACCAACAUCGUAGAUCAUCAAACGGCAGUCGAAGUGGCCGGAAAGAAGCGGAAGAUUGCGGAGGAGCAGCAGCAAAAUGGCAAGGAAUCGGACGAGCCUACGAAGAGAGCAAAAUCGAACGACGUGGAUGAGAUAGCGGAAGUGCAGAAUAAGCUGCGGGACGUUCUGGGAAGGCAUUAUUUUGAUGUUGCGAAUCGGGUUGGAUUGGAACAUGUUCCGGGCUGCUUGAGGAAUGUCGGGAGGUGCGCCAAGCUGCACGCCAAGCGGACCAAUCAGGCUAGAAAGGUAAACCAACGCAUCCAGCAGGACACCCGAGAGAUGCUGAUCGAGAAUCGUCCGUUGAACUUUUUGGGAUACAUCGAACAGGCACUGCUCCGGAACGAAUUCAUCGAUGGGCCACUGUUCGUGAAGGCUUUGGAAAUGAUACUGACCAUCAAUGAGCCGUCGGAUCAGCUGAAUGCUAACUACAGUGUCGGGUCGGUGCUUCAGCAAACGGUGGACAUUCUCGAUCAAACGGUGGACCACUUUCCGCCAUGUUGGUUGGAUCUGAAGCGCGCCUAUCAGAGUGUCAUUUUUGGAGUUUUGGAAGAGGAGUGCUUCGAAAAGUACGAUCGGAGUGAAGGGCUGUUCAAAGUGGUACUGUUUUUGCUGGAAAAAUUCGUGGAAAGUAAAGCGGGAGAUUGUGGCGCGAGCUUGAGCAGGACGUUGAGUAACCAGGAGCGAUCGAUGGCCAAUUUUCACCUGUGGGAACAGGCAUACAUUCAAAAGUACGAUUUCGACAUGCUUUCUCGAGACGAUAAGCUGGAUCGACUGUUUCUGGUACUUCAAAUACUGGUCAAAAUCUUAGAGUACGACUUAACAAUGUGGAUUCUUAGGCACCCUCACAAUGUUAAAGAGAAUAUGAUCAAUCCUAACAGGAUGCCUCUAAUUGCGGCGCUCUUGUGGAAUGAGAAUUCAACAGUUGGUGAAACGAACUCAUUGAUUAAGCGUAUAAUUGCUCUCUACGUCAACGCAACUGCAGUUCAUUACCCCAAGGAUGCCAUCGAGACGCUUUCGCGAUUGGUAUCCAUCAUCGGAACUGCCAUCAACCUAACCGAGAUCCAGUACGACGGAUCUGUCGAAUAUCCGUGCAUCAAACAGAACACCCGCUACUUUGCGCAGCAAAUUAUGCGCCAUCUGGAGACUUCCGGUUACCACAGUGUGUCGCUUUGUUUGCGUACCAUAGAACAAAUGCGUUCACCACUGUUGCGUAUGCUGCUGGCUGGGGAUCUGCUCCAGAAGUUAACUCCGCUACCGAUGGACACACCUUGCGCUGCUUCCUAUCUGAAGCAUCUGAUCAAGGGCAAGUGGAAAGCAUUCCGGAUAGAUAAUCCGCCCGAGAGGGAUGCUCAAACCGAACGCGAUAGGUUUCCUUUCCUCGACCAGCGAAAGCAGAGGAAAUCAUCUCACGAAAUUGGUCAACCUCAGUAUGUGAACCUUCUGUUGACGGCCUUCAAAUCCUACAUGCAGGUGUUCCCUCUGAAAACAUACUUUCAAGGCGGCUGUAGGCCUCCCGGAGAGUCAGAUUUCCAUGCGUCUACUCCAUCGCCCACGAACCAAUCCGUAACCAAUCACGUCAACCUAACAGCGCUGGAAAAAGAUCUUCCUCGUCAGAUGAAACAACUCCGAACCAGCGGCACCCAGUUUAUCCGUUGCAAAAGUAGCGGCGAUUCCCCGCCAUUAAUCUUAGAGGAAAUCAACGUGACUCCGUCUCUGCUGUUGCAUUAUCGCGACGAGGUGAAGCAUCUACUUUUGAUGCAACGAUGGCUGCAGACGAAAGCUGGAACCAGUCCGGAGGAACGGGAGUUAUUUGCACCGUGGAGAAGUUACCUGGCGACGAUCGACGGAUCGUUGGUUUGUGAGUAAAACAAAUUGUAGGCUAUUUUUCAUUCCAUCCCAAGUGAUACAUUUUGAUUAGGCAGUUUGUUUUUGACGGGUUGAAUACAAAGGGCUAUUUAUUCGAUUUUA